Messenger RNA from Umbelopsis ramanniana AG, 802 nucleotides. RefSeq lists its product as uncharacterized. Gene Ontology annotation, molecular function: protein binding. Gene Ontology annotation, cellular component: nucleus; cytoplasm. The transcript is spliced from 7 exons. Gene Ontology annotation, biological process: proteasome regulatory particle assembly. The coding region runs from base 181 to 783 and encodes 200 amino acids. The record is from RefSeq and is a predicted model, not a curated record. NCBI's taxonomy places the organism in Eukaryota, Fungi, Mucoromycota, Umbelopsidomycetes, Umbelopsidales, Umbelopsidaceae.
UGUAAGCGCAACCAAGUAUGGUCGGUAUGACGUCAGUAUUGAGAAUCCUGCACAUGAAAAGGAAAAAAGAUUGAGGACAAGCUGAAUGACACAGCAAGAACUUGAAAGCAAUGCGCUGAGCAAUGGCAAUGACUGCUGUCCGAAGAAUGUAGCAGGGCGUGGGUUGGUGGUCAUGCAGACAUGGCAGAAUCGUCGUCAGCAAUGGAAAACGCAAAGGCUUUGAUCGCCAAAAAGGACAGCAUCGAAGCUGAGAUUCGAGAAUUACAGGCGAAUCUUCAAACACAAGGAGUCGGUAUGGAUCAGCCCCUGGUGGACCGUCAAGGGUUUCCUCGUAAUGAUAUCGAUGUUGUGGCGGUCAGAACGGCGCGACGUAGCAUCAUUGAACUGACAAACGACCACAAGCAAUUGAUGAAAGAAAUUGAACAAGCCAUUCUUGGAUUGCAUCAAGACAAUAAAUCUACACCACGAACGUUCAAUGCCACCACCGCAGCCCAACCUAUCACUUCGCAAGAGCAGCCGUCAGAACCAUUUGCGAGAGUGAAUGCCGUUGCACCGGAUUCUCCUGCGAAAGAAGCAGGGUUGAUCAAGGACGAUCUUAUUAUCCGGUUCGGAUCAGUUCAUGCUGGAAAUCACCGCAUGUUGCAAGCUUUAAAUGACGUUGUUUCUCAAGGGGUUCGAGUUGAGGUCGUUGUCAAGCGGAAUGAUGAGACAAUGACAUUAUCGCUAUUGCCUAAACGUGUUGGCUCCCGGUAUACGUUAGGGUGUCAUCUUCUACCGCUUUGAUGAAACACGGAUCAGACUU